CAACCCUGUUGUACUCUAGCCCCCCCUCCCCCUUUCUUCCUAUCAUGACAACAAAUUGCCCGCAGCUUCCUCGCCAUGAUGGCUUCUUCUACUGUCUCUGAUAUUGAUCCAUCAAAACGCUGACCAACGUCUUGCCGGAAGCCUACAAAUUGCUGGGUAAUUCUUCCAACCCAAACUACUGGCGCUCGGGCGCUGUGAUGCCCCCACAUCCGCUUGCAGAUUUCGCCCCGCGAUGAUGUCUUCGAGUUUGACGACGAUGCCCUUCAACUCCCCUAAGCGCAAGAGGGCAUCGUCAGAGGAUACCGACCAGUACAGUCCAUCGUCACCCACAUCUACUGUCUCGAUCCUCAGCCUUCAGGAAGCCAGACUUCGAGAAACCGAAGACUUGGGAAGGUACAGUCCUCGAGCGGUAGUGGCCGGUCGCCUAGGAGAACUGGCCAUCCGUGGAGACCGUCUGUCGACUCCCCCAACUCCUUAUGGUUUAGAUCAGGGCGCUGUCACGCAUUCGGUGCCGUCGGGAUGCUGGCCUGUUCUAUACGACUCUAUCUUUGGGCCUCGCAAAAUGCCCGAAACUGGCUCUCACGCAGAAGAUCAGCCCAAUCUAGACGAGUCGACGGAAAACACAUGCCAUCCCCAGUCUGAUAACCCCAAUACUGGCAUCUCCGCAUCGCCUAGAAAAAGGCAGUCAACCCCGAGUCCCUGCAAGAAGAAGAACCCAUCGGUCACAUCUAAGAUUCGCAGCGCGAGAAGCUCACCACCGCUCACCGGCGAUGCGCUUGAAAAUCCGCUUACAUGGCAUGACUCGGAGAUCACUGGACACAACCCUUCAGACCCGAGUGAUGAUGGCUACGGGAUAAAUGGCAUCGGUUUUAAGCCUACUGCGGCCAUCGCAUGGGCCAGGUCGCAAAAGAGGCAGAAACAAGUCGCAGAAUGGAAAAACCGGGAAGCAAGAGAGGCACGAGAAAAGCGACGAGAGCGACGCGAUGGUGCCGAUUUGGAUAAAAUCCGAAGCAUUCAAAGUGGUGCCAUACAGAAGAGGGUCAAGUUCAACAUGUGAUGAUAUAGGCAACCAAGCCCACGGAGGCAAUUGAGUGCGAUUCUCAAACAAUCUAGCAGUUUAUUUGAAGGCUACUGCUUCACCUCUACCUAACGAUCUUGCACGGAAAGAUGACUGAUUGUGAGGUCACUGCUCGAUGCGUUGGCAUUAAAAUAGCCGAAGCGAACACGAGGACAUGGAUGGAGCUCAGAAUAGAACAAUAUGUAUGUACCUGACAUGCAUACCACAUGACAUAUAAUAAUAUACAAUGAUU
This is a messenger RNA of Aspergillus aculeatinus CBS 121060, 1310 nucleotides long. RefSeq lists its product as uncharacterized. The transcript has a single exon. Bases 236 to 1057 code for a protein of 273 amino acids. NCBI's taxonomy places the organism in Eukaryota, Fungi, Ascomycota, Eurotiomycetes, Eurotiales, Aspergillaceae. The record is from RefSeq and is a predicted model, not a curated record.